AUGCUACAGAGAAGGGUUUACGUUCUCCGGCGAUAUGCUAGCACUGUCCAAAGGAUAGAGAACAAAGUGCGGUCGCAGGAUGUACCAAAAGAUGCCACUAUAUUCAGUAUGAUCCAGCCAACAGGCAGGUUCCAUCUAGGCAAUUAUUUGGGUGCUGCAAGAGUAUGGAGAGACUUGUGUGAUAUAAAGCAAGAUGGGCAGAGACUGUUGUUUGGAGUUGCUGACUUGCAUGCCAUUACGAUUUCAAAGCCCCAGGUUGAACAAUUUCGACAAUUGAGAAUGGAGGCGAUUGCCAGUAUAUUGUCCUGUGGAAUAGAUCCUUCCAAGGCGUCUGUGAUGCACCAGUCGAGUAUACCUCAGCAUUCGCAGCUUCACUGGCUGCUCUCGACGUUUGCUAACAUGGGAUACCUAAACAGAAUGACCCAAUGGAAGGCCAAAUCGAACAUUAGAGAUUCGGAUUCAGACUCUGCGUCAUUGGGCAAAGUUAAACUAGGAUUGUUUUCUUAUCCUGUUUUGCAGGCGGCUGAUAUCCUCAUCUACAAGUCCACACAUGUCCCAGUUGGUGACGAUCAGAGCCAGCAUCUGGAGUUGACAAGACAUCUAGCUGAGCAGUUCAACAAUUUCUACAAUACUACAGUUUUUCCGAUACCCACGACGAUACUGGCACCGACUAAGAAGAUUCUUAGCCUAACCUGUACUGCAAAGAAAAUGUCAAAGAGCGACAGCAAUCAGGACUCUGUCAUAUAUCUCAAUGACGAACCAGAAACUAUCGGCAGGAAAGUAAGAAAAGCCGUCACUGACAGCACGACUGAUCGUUUCCAUUACGACCCUGUGAAUAGACCUGGGGUAUCGAAUUUAAUUAACAUCGUAAGCGGCGUCUUGCGAAGCCCAGUUGAGGACAUCGAGAGAGAUAUACAACGGUUCAACAAUUUUCAAGAUCUCAAGUCAUAUGUGACAGAGGUGAUCGUCGAGGAAUUGAGAGAACCUCGGACACUGUUUAAGCGUUAUAUGAGUGAACCAGGCUACUUGGAGAAAGUUGUGGGAAAAGGCACUGAAGAAGCAGCCGCCAUAGCAGAAAAAAACAUCAAAGAGGUCAUGGAAGUCAUGGGACUCUAG
Torulaspora globosa is the source of this 1116-nucleotide messenger RNA. RefSeq names its product tryptophan--tRNA ligase MSW1 (gene MSW1). NCBI's taxonomy places the organism in Eukaryota, Fungi, Ascomycota, Saccharomycetes, Saccharomycetales, Saccharomycetaceae. The record is from RefSeq and is a predicted model, not a curated record. The coding region runs from base 1 to 1116 and encodes 371 amino acids. Gene Ontology annotation, cellular component: mitochondrion; mitochondrial matrix. Gene Ontology annotation, molecular function: tryptophan-tRNA ligase activity; ATP binding. Gene Ontology annotation, biological process: mitochondrial tryptophanyl-tRNA aminoacylation. The transcript has a single exon.